AUGAUUGUCCUUUCAAAAUAUAAUGAAACUUCUCAGAACAACAGUCCUGGUGGUGUCCUGACUUAUACUUAUAGAUGGAAAAUAACCAACUGGAGUGAAGUUAGGCCUUUUAUGGAGCAUACUAGCCCCUCUUUUAAUGCUGAUGGUCUCGUAGAGACAACACCAGGAUGUCUUCAAGGCAUUCGUAAGAAAGUCAGUAUUAUUUUCGUAUUGGAAAAUUUGAGAACAAGAGGAAUGGAUUUUGGGAAGAAACAUUCUACUUGGGGAGAAGAAAAUCUUAUGUCUUUAGAUGAAAUGGAUAGUAAUGACACUGUUUCCCUUUGUGUCAAAUUUGAAAUUCAAGAAUCUAUCAUAGAUGCAUUACCCGAAAUUGUUAAUCCUUUUAAUAAGCUAGUUAACUCUCAAAAAUUUUCUGAUAUAACUUUCCGUGUAACUGAUGAUUAUGGACGGGAUAAAUUAUUUUAUGCUCAUAAAGGAAUUCUUGCUAGUUCAUCGCCAGUUUUCGAAGCCAUGUUGACAAAUGGAAUGAGAGAGACUUUUGAAGAUGAAAUUCACUUAAGUCAAACAAAUCAUUCAGCUUUUCUUUCUUUACUCACUUUUAUAUAUACUUUUAAAGUCAAUAACAUGUCAUUGGGCAGUGCUGAAAAUUUAUUGGCUUUGGCUGAUAAAUUUGCUAUUAUUCCUGUUCGUGAAGAAUGUUUACGUUAUUUCCGCUUGGAAAUGAAUACUGAUAAUGUAUGGGGAAUUUGGGCAAUUGCUGAAAAAUUUUCAUGUGCUAAAACCUCAACCGCGUGUCGGGAUUUUGUUGCUCUCAAUUUGGAUACUCUAUUGGAUAAGCAUUCCACACUUUGCGCAGAUCCAAACAUUCUCUGCCUCGCUCUCGAAAAUGAUGAAGCUAAUGUAACUUCUGAAGAAAAGAUUUAUGAACUUGUUGUUCGAUGGGCAAAUCAUUCAUUUAUCAAUGAUUCAUCCAGUAGACUAUCAACUGGAAAAAAUUCUUCCAAAAACAUAAAAGUUGAUACUUCCAAAAGCAUAAAAGUUGAUACUUUAUCAUCUACGUCACCCUCCUCAUCAUCUGCUUCCAUGCUUUCGGAACUUCCAAAAGGUGCCGGCGAUUCCAGUCAACUAGUUGAAAGCAAAGGAUCUUUUCCAAAACCUUGGAAAGGUGACAGAUUGGCGGCUCUUCCUUCUUUGCUGAAGUGUGUUCGAUUUCCGGUGAUGCAAAAACGUUAUAUUGUUGAAAAAGUUGAGGGAAAUGCAACAGUUAUGGCCGCUGAAAUAAUGAAAGAUCUUAUCAUUGAAGCUUAUCGAUUUCAUUUAAUGCCUGAUGUGUCUAUUCAUCCUACUAAUAGGACUAAACUUCGCAAAAAAAAGACAAAAAUUACUGAUUAA
Molecule: messenger RNA, 1392 nt
Organism: Cetraspora pellucida
Lineage: Eukaryota; Fungi; Glomeromycota; Glomeromycetes; Diversisporales; Gigasporaceae
Source: the annotation of a GenBank genome assembly